AUGAGCGAAAUCAAGACAGCAAAGAAUGAUGCCGCCCUGGCACCUUCAGUGAUAAGCGCUGAGGGCACCGAUUCGAAGGUCAUGGUCGAAGACUGUGUUAUCAGACCAAAAGUGCACUUCAGCUUACUCAGUGCAAUCGGUGUGCAAUACUCUGUCACAAGUGCCCCGGUCGCUAUAGGAACAUACCUGUCUCUGGCUAUUGGACUUGGAGGAUCUCCAGCUUACUUCUGGGGCUUCUUCAUGGUUGGAUUCUUCCAGUUGGCUGUUUGUCUAGCUACUGCUGAACUGGCAUCUGCGAUUCCUCACUCUUCUGGGCCCGCAUAUUGGGUUACGGCUCUAGCAAGCCCUCACUACUCUCGCACCUUGGGCUAUAUCAUGGGCUGGCUAACCAACGCUGGAUGGUUCUUCAUCAGCGCGGCCUCUUGCCUCUAUCCGGCACAAAUUACCAUGGGACUCAUAGAAACUGCACACCCAGAUUUCGUGGCUAAGCCGUGGCAAACUUAUCUUGUAUACAUGGCUUUCGCACUAUUGUUCCUCACUAUCAACCUGCCGAAGAUCUUCAAAACUGUCAACUGGCUCCUGAAGGCAGUUGUGUUUGCCGUCAACGGCACCGCCAUCUAUUUAUUCAUCGGUCUACUCGUUCGAGCGAAACCCAAACAAUCAGCUCAUUUCGUCUUUGUCGAAUUUUCCAACCAUUCGGGCUGGUCCUCCAAUGGUGCCGUCUUCUUUCUCGCCCUCUUGCCUGCAAUAUCCUGUUUGUCCGCUUUCGACAACGUCACACACCUGACAGAUGAGCUGGAGAAUCCCAAGAAGCAAGUCCCGCAAGUUCUCUUGGGAUCCUUCCUCAUGAGCUACUUGACCGCCCUGCCUAUGAUCAUUGUGUAUCAGUUCUGCAAUGUCGAUCCAGAGAGCUUGCUGGAACCGGCUGGCGGUCAGCCAAUUAUUCAACUAAUGCAGAAUGCGUUCCGCUCCUUUCCCAUGUCAGCAGUUGGAGCAAGCCUCAUAUUGUUUUGUUUCUUUGUAGCGGGCGCAUCUGCUUUAAUUAGUUGGUCAAGACUCUACUGGUCGUUCUCACGAGAGGGAGCACUUCCUCUCUCUGGAACCAUGUCCAAGCUAUCCUCUCAUGACGCCUUGCCAAUUAAUGCUCUGUGCUGGAACACAUUCUUGGUUCUGGCAAUUGGCACUAUCAGUAUUGGAUCUACAACAGCAAUGAAUGCACUUCUGGGAGCGGCAAAUUUGUGCAUUAUAUCUGCAUUCAUUGCUGCAUUUGGGCUUACACUGUACCGAGGCCGAAAAGUACUCGAUCCGGAACGAUGGAUGAAUCUAGGACGUUGGGGUGAUGUCAUCUUUUGGUUGUCCAUGCUGUGGCUGAUACUCAUCUGUGUCAUGCUAUGCAUGCCGCUCUAUCUUCCUGUGACUCUUGAGACGAUGAAUUGGACGUCAGUUGUAUAUGUUGGUGUCAUUUUCCUUUCGGCGGUUUACUGGUUCGCAGUCUAUUCGAGGAAGAAUCUCGACACAUGA
Pochonia chlamydosporia 170 is the source of this 1521-nucleotide messenger RNA. RefSeq names its product choline and nitrogen mustard permease. The record is from RefSeq and is a predicted model, not a curated record. Gene Ontology annotation, cellular component: membrane. Gene Ontology annotation, molecular function: transmembrane transporter activity. NCBI's taxonomy places the organism in Eukaryota, Fungi, Ascomycota, Sordariomycetes, Hypocreales, Clavicipitaceae. Gene Ontology annotation, biological process: transmembrane transport. The coding region runs from base 1 to 1521 and encodes 506 amino acids. The transcript has 2 exons.